Molecule: messenger RNA, 1048 nt
Organism: Acanthoscelides obtectus
Lineage: Eukaryota; Metazoa; Arthropoda; Insecta; Coleoptera; Chrysomelidae
Source: the annotation of a GenBank genome assembly
GUUUUAUGUGUUUUGUGAUGUGAGGUUAGGACUUAACCUAACCUUGACGUUGACGCUCAGAUUUUUGUUUGUGGUGUCUAGCAACCACCGGCUGUUGAGGCUAUUGGGCUGUAUAAAAAGGCUGAUGCCUUCUUGGACCCGACCCCUGUGGUAAUUCUAUGAACAUCAAGACAUGGAAAACAGACAGACUGAUCAGCAUUUAAAGGCUAUGCUAAAUAGCCCUGCUCGUUUCACACCAGCUGUGCCUGUUCCAGAUUGGAGUUUGGCGCCCAAUGUACAGCCCACAGUAAGUUGAAUUCUAGCAUGGAACACAGUAUAUUAAUAUGAAUUGGUACUCGAUACUCUUUUUCCAGGUUCCAUUUGUAAGAGAGCCCCAUUCCACCUCAAACUUGACCGUUCCUACCCCCGGUUCAGCUGGAGAACACACUACAAUAACAGUUCACAACUGUGUUGCAACAGUAGACUUGCACACGAAACUAAACUUGAGCAUAAUAAAUGCAAGGACAAGAAACUCUGAAUAUAACCCCUCCAGAUUUCAUGGAGUCGUAAUGAGGCUGAGGGAACCCAGAACGACUGCACUGGUUUUUCAAUCGGGCAAAAUAGUGUGCACGGGUUCGAGAAACGAACCUGACGCCCUUUUAGCGGCGAAAAAGUUUGCAAAAAUCAUACAAAGGCUAGGUUUCAAUGUGCAGUUUGCAAAUUUUAAAAUACAAAAUCUGGUUUCAACGUGUGAUUUACGAUUUCCUAUAAAAUUAGAAAAUUUAAACAUGAUGCACGGACAAUUUAGCAGUUAUGAGCCUGAAUUGUUUCCUGGUUUGGUGUAUAGAAUGCUGAAACCCAGAAUGGCAUUAUUGAUUUUUGUGAAUGGAAAAAUUGUGUUUACUGGAGGUAAAUCACGACAAGAACUGAAAGAAGCUUUAGAUAAUAUUUAUCCAAUUCUGAAAAGUUUUAAGAAAAACUGAUAUAUUGCCUUUUUUGUUAUGUUGAUACCAUGUUUUCAGAUGUAUUGUUAUUAUUUUCAAUAAAAUACUACAAUUUUCAUUCGUAA